Messenger RNA from Aspergillus ruber CBS 135680, 738 nucleotides. RefSeq lists its product as uncharacterized. The transcript has a single exon. The record is from RefSeq and is a predicted model, not a curated record. Lineage: Eukaryota; Fungi; Ascomycota; Eurotiomycetes; Eurotiales; Aspergillaceae. Bases 245 to 481 code for a protein of 78 amino acids.
GUGUGUGUCGUCCAGAUAUACCGCAUCCCAUUCUUUGUACUCCUCGCAAAUGUCAAAGUGGCCAUUGUUGCAGAUCGAGCAGCGGUAAGCAGCUUCGCGUAAAGUCCGAGCUCCACAGAUAUCGCAGACUAGGCCGCAAGUAUCCUCGAAUUCGUCACCGUCGCUGGAAAAAUAAAUUGGAAAAGCCUUGUUGCAGCCUUAUGAUAGGAGCUUUGUAAGACGAGGUUUAUGUCUCUUAGCGUCGAUGGGUGUGGUACGACCAAAGGUAUCACUUGCAUCUUGGUCAAUAUUUGGAACCUCAAGCAGUGCUGUCACAACUUGGUCCAUUCCUCGGACCGUGGCGCCCAUUAAGGGCGUGCGACCAUAUUCAUCCUUUGUGUUUGGGUUGCUUCCCGCUUUCAAUUAUAGUGCCACUAGUUCCUUCACGUUGAAUUUACGUUUGCUGCCAAGAACAAUAGUGUUCACCCUUCCUCAUCCAUGAUGUUUGGAUCUGUUCCAUACCGAAGCAACAUACUCACUACUGCUUGCGGAUCUCCUGCUGCAUCGUGAUACUGCCACUUCUUGCCUGUUUCAAUCUUCGACUUACGAAAUCAUCCCAGAGCUGAAACGAGAAGUUGCGAGAAUUUUAAUGGGUGUCUCUCUCUGGAGGGUAAAUAUUGCCGAAAGUAAGGUUGCAAUUCGCUUGCAUUGGAAGAACAGUACUUGUUAAGGGCAUCAAUAAUAAUGAAGACCAUUUUU